AAGCUAGUAAUGAUGGAAGAAAGGAUCCCUUUCUCCAACAGUUGUUCUCUCCGGCAAUAAAAUAUAGAGAGGAAAAGUUGGAAACCCCGCGUUGCUUUUCAUACUGUGCCUGUGGUGGAGUAAUGCGUGUGAUUUUUGUCGGAAAAACACUUGAAAACCCUUUUCCCACGCUCUCUCUCUUGCCUUGCAGCUCCGGCAGCUCAGUUCUCCGAUCGGAGUACAUGCCAAUUUUCUCUGUUAGAUAGCUGUUAAUGCUAAGUUAACAGAUCGAUACAGAUCUGGAGCAGGACAUGCCAGUCAAGUUAUUGCUGCAGUAUUUUCUUGUGGCCCAGAGGUAACUUGCUGAAUCUCCUUUUCGCUAAAAGUAGAUAUGCAACACAGUGGUGCCAAAGAUACUCAACUUCGUGAAAGCAGCAACCAGAAGGUUCAUCCCCAACCAAUGGAAGAGGCCCCAAAUCAGAACCCUGAAGCUAUGGAAGCACUAGUAUCUAGGAUAUUUACAAAUAUUUCCUCCCUGAAGUCGGCUUACAUUCAACUUCAGGCGGCUCACACUCCUUAUGACCCUGAUAAAAUUCAAGCUGCUGAUAAGCUUGUGAUAUCAGAGCUAAAGAAUCUAUCUGAACUCAAACAUUUCUAUAGAGAGCACAACCCUAAACCUGUUUGCGUCUCUCCACAAGACUCUCGAUUAGCCGCUGAGAUUCAAGAACAGCAGAGCCUGUUGAAGACAUACGAGGUCAUGGUAAAAAAGUUUCAGUCUGAAAUUCAGAAUAAAGAUUCUGAGAUUGUUCAAUUAGAGCAGCAGAUCCAAGAGGCAAACCAGAAGCGGGUAAAACUCGAGAAGAACCUGAAGCUUAGGGGCUUGUCAAUGAAAGAAUCAGAAGGGGGUGUUGGUGAAAAUGGGUUGUUCUCUUUGGAUUUAUCCCCUGAUCUAUUUAAGUCAGCUGUAGAAACUGCUUACAGGGCUAUUCAUGAUUUUUCCAAGCCAUUAAUCAACAUGAUGAAAGCAGCGGGGUGGGAUCUUGAUGCAGCAGCAAACUCCAUAGAGCCAAACAUCACUUAUGCAAAGAGGGCUCACAAGAAAUAUGCGUUUGAAUCUCACAUUUGCCAGAGAAUGUUCAUCGGGUUUCAGGACGAAAGCUUCUCCAUGAAAUUAGACAACCCAGUGGAAACUAAAGAAAGUUUUUUCCAGCAGUAUCUUGCCUUGAGGGAAAUGGAUCCGCUGGAUGCUGUCGGCCAGAGUCCUGAUUCAAUGUUUGGGAAAUUCUGUCAGAGCAAAUACCUCGUUGUUGUUCACCAAAAAAUGGAAGCAUCGUUCUUCGGGAACUUAGAUCAACGGAACUAUGUAACGGGAGGUGGGCAUCCACGGACAGCUUUUUACCAGGCUUUUCUGAAAUUGGCCAAGUCAAUCUGGCUUUUGCACAGGUUAGCACAUUCAUUCGAUCCUUCAGUUAAGAUUUUUCAGGUCAAGCGGGAUACCGAGUUUUCAGAAGUAUAUAUGGAAAGUGUUGUGAAAAAUUUUAUUAUAGAAGAUGGCGAUCAAAAGCCUAGAGUCGGUCUAAUGGUUAUGCCGGGAUUUUGGAUUGGUGGUAGCGUGAUCCAGUCCCAAGUCUACCUCACUGGUGUUAAGGUUGCAGAAUAACAAACCCCUUCUUGUUCUCUUUUUUAGCUGCAAAUCUUCCUUUUGUAUGUAAUUUCCAUGUGUGUAUCAAGAUUACACUUCUUAAACUGAAUUCUCUGUGCUUCGGUCUUUUUUCUGGUAUGAAACUAGCUCUACACCUCCUUAGCAUUUUCUUCUAUAUUUUGUAGUACAAGUGUUGAAUCGAGUUAAGAAUCA
Sesamum indicum (sesame) is the source of this 1834-nucleotide messenger RNA. Its product is annotated as myosin-4 protein (DUF641). The record is from RefSeq and is a predicted model, not a curated record. Lineage: Eukaryota; Viridiplantae; Streptophyta; Magnoliopsida; Lamiales; Pedaliaceae. Gene Ontology annotation, biological process: response to red or far red light; negative gravitropism.